Molecule: messenger RNA, 504 nt
Organism: Melampsora larici-populina 98AG31
Lineage: Eukaryota; Fungi; Basidiomycota; Pucciniomycetes; Pucciniales; Melampsoraceae
Source: the annotation of a RefSeq genome assembly
AUGAACAGCUUCUCAACUACACUUCUUGCUAUUGUUUUCAUGACAUCUCCCUUUUUGACCGGGGCGUUCAAUUUUGCGGAUAACUUCAAAUUGACAAAUCUUGAUCAUGCACAUUCAUGGUCGGCAGAGGAUUUGAAGGACCCUGUUAGGAAGUUUUUUACAAGCUUCGAUGGGGACAAAAGAGAGGGUUUAGUCAACCAGAUGGAUCCAAAUGCCGAGUUCAUCCAUUACGGAGCGCGACUCGUGGUACAAAAUAUCCCUGUACUUUUGGAAACCCAGAUGAAAGGCCGCGAAUAUCAAACGGAAAUCUACAAAAUGAGUCUUUCGCCAGCAUCGACUGACGUGAAGGCUCAGAUUUUCUUCAUAUUCUCUCAUCAGAUGGAGGUCUUUGGUAAAGUGAAUGAGCUUAAGCAGAAAGAAUCAAGGAGCUUCAAGGUGUUCAUGGAUCUCAUUCGAAACAACGGCGAAAUCAAAAUCAAGAGAUUUGAGCGAGUUCAACUAUAG